Blastocystis hominis is the source of this 1718-nucleotide messenger RNA. RefSeq lists its product as hypothetical. The transcript is spliced from 5 exons. Lineage: Eukaryota; Bigyra; Opalinata; Blastocystidae. Gene Ontology annotation, molecular function: metal ion binding; RNA binding; flavin adenine dinucleotide binding. Gene Ontology annotation, biological process: tRNA processing. The record is from RefSeq and is a predicted model, not a curated record. The coding region runs from base 1 to 1689 and encodes 562 amino acids.
AUGCUGGAUAGUCUGAGGAAUAGGUUUGUACUUCCCAUUGAUAGAAAUAAGCGUAAUGAAUCAGGUAGCGCGUUUGGAAUCUCGUUCGAUUUGAAUAGAACAAAGCGAAAAUCGAGCGGAUGUUGGAGUGAAGAAACGAGCGGAGUACAAGAUCUUGGUACAUUAAAGUGUCUGGAGGAUUAUGUGCAGUGCCGUGAAGUCGCUCAGGGCCGAGAAUGUCCCUACAAAGAUUCCUGCAAGUUUGACCACGACGUGCAAGCCUUCUUCGCCAACCGCCAGCCUGACAUCAGUCCGAUGUGUCCCGUAUGGGAAAGGCACGGUUACUGCCCGAUGGGUCUGAAUUGCCGCUGGGCGGGCAGCCACACGUCCAGCGAUCUGAAGCCGGUGGCGAAGCCCACGGAGGAGCAAACCCCGAUCAUCGAAUACAACGAGAUCGGCAAUCUGCUCCAAACCCUCCGAAAGAAAACCUACCUCUUCACCACCUCCGAUUCCCCCGUUUCAUCGACCAAUCCGCCGUCUACUGAACCCGCGGAACCUACUGAACCUAUGGACCCCGCGGAAUCUCCGAAGCCCGUCGGCGCUCUGGGCGAGGCCGAGGUCCGUCCCGUGGAUUUCCGCGGGAAGAUCUACAUCGCUCCGCUGACAACCGUGGGGAACCUUCCGUUCCGCCGGCUGUGCGUGGAAUUCGGCGCGGACAUCACGUGCUCGGAGAUGGCCAUCACCACGAACCUCCUCAAAGGCCAGGUCUCCGAGUGGGCGCUGCUCCGCAGACACCCCUGCGAGCGCGUCUUCGGCGUGCAGAUCGCCACCGGCCGCCCCGACGAGGCGCGCAAGACCGCCGAGCUGCUUCGCCGCGAGUUUCGCUGCGACUUCCUGGACCUGAACUGCGGGUGUCCGAUCGACGUGCUGGACAAAAUGGGCGCGGGCGCGGCGCUGAUGGGCCAUCCGAGCAAGCUGCGGCGCAUCCUGACCGGCGUGCUGGACGGCGCGGAGACGCUGCCCGUGGUGUGCAAGCUGCGCACCGGAGACCGCGAGAACAGCCUGGAGAAGUUCGUGGGGAGCCUGGCGGCGCUGCAGGGACGGCGAGGGAACCGCGUGAGCGCGCUGACGAUCCACGGACGCACGAAGGUGGGCCGGUACACGAAGCUGGCGGACUGGGAGUACGUCGAGAAGUGCGCGGCGCUGGCCAAGCAGAGCGCGAGCGAUGUCCAGGUCAUCGGCAAUGGCGACGUCUUUGACCACGAAAUGUACUACGAGCAUCUCCAAUCCGGAGUGCUGAGCGGCGUUAUGAUCGGGCGCGGCGCGCUGAUCAAACCGUGGAUCUGCACCGAAAUCAAGGAGCGAAGGCAUUGGGAUAUUUCCGCGGGGGAGCGUCUGGAGAUCGUGAAGCGGUUCUGCGAUUACGGGUUGGAGCAUUGGGGCAGCGACGAGCAGGGCGUGGACCGCACGCGCCGCUUCCUGCUGGAGUGGUUGUCGUUUCUGUGCAGGUAUGUGCCGGUGGGGAUUCUGGAGCGGCCGCAGCGGAUCAAUCAGCGGCCAUUCGUGUACGUGGGACGAUCGGAGCUGGAGACGCUGCUGGGGAGCCACAACGCGAAGGACUGGAUCAAGAUCUCGGAGAUGUUUUUGGGUCCGGUGGCGGAGGGAUUUACGUUUAUUCCCAAACACAAGUCGAACGCGUAUGUGGAGUAGUAGUAGUAGUGGGUCGUGGGUGAUUCGGC